Molecule: messenger RNA, 1032 nt
Organism: Fusarium odoratissimum NRRL 54006
Lineage: Eukaryota; Fungi; Ascomycota; Sordariomycetes; Hypocreales; Nectriaceae
Exons: 2
Coding region: 93-899 (268 amino acids)
Source: RefSeq, a predicted model, not a curated record
CAUCAUCACUCCAUCAAUUCACCACUCUCCCCCCUCUUCUUCUUGACUUCAAUAUUCCGUUCUCUUUUCAACUUCAUUUUCACUUCACCAUCAUGCACGCCUUCACAAUCGCAACCGUCCUUGCCGGUGCUCUCAGCGUCGAAGCUGGACCCCUCAAGCACGCCAAGCGAGUUCUCAUGGGCCGUCUCGACGAUGGAGCUCACGAGAUCGAGCACAAGUUCCAACCUGCCACCGAUUUCGACAAGGAUGGCUGCUACUACACUUCCGCCAUCGACAAGGAUGGUAACACCAACCGCGGUCUCAGCCAGAAGGACGUUUACUUCAAGGGCCCUGCUGAUGAUUGCCGUGAGCCAAACCGCCUGGAGAACAACAAUGUUUAUAGCCGAAAGCGCUGUAACAAUGGUUGGUGUGCUAUUAUGUAUGAGUACUACUUUGAGAAGGACCAGUCUUCUUGGGGUACUAUCAACGCUGCCGGCGGCGGUAACGGUCACACUCACGACUGGGAGAACAUCGUCGUGUUUGUUCAAGGCGAAGAGGUCAAGCGCGUCGCUCCCUCAUGCCACGGCGGCUACGAACACGCCACCAACACUCCCCGUCUCGACGGCCAGCGCGCCAAGGUCGUCUAUCACAAAGACGGUGGCUUCACUCACUGCUGGCGCAUGGCCAACGAAGCCGACGACGACGUUGAGAACUACACCGGUCAGUGGUUCAUCGGUAACCUUGUUGGCUGGGACAAUUGGCCUGUUGUCAACGGUCGAUCUCUGCGAGACUACCUCUUUGAUGCUUGGAACGGUGGUGUUGGUCCUAAGUUCUGGGAUAAGGAUGAUAGCUUUACUAAGAAGCUUGGUGAGGCUGCUGGUGAUCAGUGCCCUGGUUUUGAUCCCGCCAAGGACGAGUAGGGCCAUAUUUCCGGCGUCGACAUGUAGACUUUAGGGCAUAUUCCUUUUCUUCAAUUGUUUAUAGACAUUCACAUUCCGGUUUUCACAUAGUUCAGGUACUUUUAAAUGCAAAGUUGAGGCUUCGAAAUAUUUG